GUACGGACGGUAAGAUACCGGAAGAGUCGUAUUUUGAUGUUGAAGUUUAAAUGUACCUUUCGUGGACAUGGUGUUUCUGAAGGAAGAUUCCUCGGAUGGUGGCCAAAAAGUGGGAGCCUGACCAGCAGAUUUACCUGGAUUAAAAGAAUGGACGAAACCUUGCCACCGUUAUUUACAUUUGGAGUCAUUGCCGACAUCCAAUAUGCUGAUAUUGAAGACGGCUUUAAUUUUUUGCACACAAGAAAGCGAUAUUAUAGGAAUAGCUUGCGCUUGCUGCACAGAGCUAAUGAAAAGUGGAAAGAAGAAGCAGUACAGCCUAGCUUCAUUAUCCAGCUCGGUGAUGUCAUUGAUGGGUUCAACAAGAAGUACAAUGCCUCGGAAACGGCUCUGGAAACGGUUGUGAAUGAGCUGGGCAAGAGUGCAAUUGAAGUACACCAUGUGUGGGGCAACCAUGAAUUUUAUAACUUCAGUAGAGACGAACUUUUGAUCUCGGCAUUGAACAGCAGAACCAUGAAUGAUACAUUGUCUGAAGACACAACUGAAAGCGGUAAUGUCUCUAACACAGAAGAGAGCUAUGCUUAUCAUUUCAGCCCGGCUCCACAUUUCCGCUUUGUCGUGCUUGAUGCAUAUGAUUUGAGUCUUAUCGGGCGAAAAGAACCCAAUGUGAGCUAUUACCAAGCACUGGAGCUCAUACAAGCGCACAAUGACAACGAUGACCUCAAUUUCCCGCCAGCACUUGGGGGACUAGAACAAAGAUUUGUGAAAUUCAAUGGAGGAUUCAGCCAGGGCCAGCUUGAUUGGUUCGACCGAUUGUUAACACUCUCAGAUGAGAAACUUGAAAAGGUCAUAGUUGUCAGUCACCUGCCUGUGCAUCCCUACUCAACAGAUCCCAUUUGUCUUGCCUGGAACUAUGAAAGAGUGCUCUCUAUUUUACACUCUCACAAAUGUGUAGUGUGUUUUAUGGCAGGGCAUGACCACGAUGGGGGUUACUACAGGGACGACUGUGGAGUGCACCAUCUCACAUUUGAGGGGGUGAUUGAGACCCCACCAGAGAGUGAUGCAUUUGGAACGGUGUAUGUGUAUGAAGACAGGAUGGCUUUGAAAGGCAAUGGCAGGGUUGCUGACAGAGUUCUCCUGUAUCCCUAAGGCUAUAAUAAACCUGCAGGGUUUAAAAUCUUCAUAGUUUCACCAUAAGUUUUAAAAGGAUAGUAAAUGUGAAUAUAAGUUGUAAACAGAUCGGCAUCAAUUGCUGAAUUGUCAAGAUGGACAUGACUAAUUUGGUUCUGGUAUAUUCUAGAACGAAUUGGCAUGAACUAAGUGACUAACCUUCAUGUUUGAACUGAAGCUUGUACAGCAGGAUUGUACCUCAAAUUGAAUUUGAGUCUUAAGUAUAUUUAUUAUUGAAGUAAUCAGAUUGUUAUUGUUUAAUCAUGAAUCAGAAUGAGAAAAUUACACAUUUUAUUUAUAAUUUUGUUCCGUAUUCCAUACAGUGCUUUCCAUAAGUCUUUAGACAGUGGUACAAUUUCAAUUAUUCUUGCUCUGUACUCCAGCGCAAUAGAUUUGAAAUGCAACAAUGAAUAUGAGGUUAAAGUGUACAUUGUCACCUUUGGGUAAUCCAUUUGCAUCUUAUAAGAAUUGCAUCUCUUUUUGUGCAUAUGUAGACCCUGUUAUUUUGUGUGACUAAUCAGUCGCUUCCAUAGUGCAGGUAUAAGAGCCUUCAGUAGGCCUAUUGAGUCUUGAUUCCAGGCUUUUGAUUGCCUUUGGAGUCUGUUAUUGGCGUUCGUGAACAUGAGGAACACAGUUUUGCCUGUGACAGAAAAUGAAGCCAUUAUGAGUACAGAGCCAAAACAAAUGAAAUCAUGUCGCUGUCCAAAUACUUAUGGUCUGUGUAUAUACAUCAAUGAGCCAAAAUAUAACCACCUGCCUAAUAUGCUGUUGGUCCUCAAUGUGCUGCCAAAACAGCUCUGACCUGCUGAGGCAUGGACUCUACAAGACCUCUGCAGGUGCCGUAUGGUAUGUGCCACCAACACGUUAGCAGCUGAUUCCUUAAGUCCUGUAUGUUGUGAGGUGGAGCUGCCGUGGAUCGGACUUGUUUUUCCAGCACAUCCUUGAGAUGCUCAAUCAGAUUGAGAUCUGGGGAAUUCGGAGGCCAGGGCAAGAUCUUGAACUCGUCUUCAUGUUCUUCAAACCGUGCCAGACCAUGAGUGCAGUAUGGCAGAGUGCAUUAUCAUGUUGAAAGAGGCCACUGCCAUCAGGGAAUACUGUUGCCAUGAAGGGGUGUACCUGGUCUGCAACAAUGUUUAUGUGGGUGGUCUGUGUCAAUUUGACGUCCACAUGAAUGCCCGGCCCCAGGGUUUGCCAGCAGAACAUUGCCCAGAGCAUCACACUCCCUUCACCAGCUUGUUUUCUUCCCACAGUGCAUCCUGGUUCAAUCUCUUCCCCAGGUAAACGGUGAACACUUACCCGGCCAUCCACAUGAUGUAAAAGAAAUGGGCACUCUGACCGCUCUGUGGCUACACAGCCCCAUAUGCAGUGUUAUGACACAUUCCUUCCAUAAACAUCAUUAAAACAGAAUUAAAAUAUUUUUUAAACUUUUGCCGCAGUAGCACUUCUGUUGGUUUGGACCAGACGGGAUAGCCUGAUGGGCCUUGGGCACCCAACACGCCAGUUUGUAGUUUGUCCCUCCUCGGACUGGUAUCAGUAGGUACCACUGCUGGGAGCCUGGCCGUUUUGGAGAUACUCUGACCCAGUCGUCUGGCCAUAACAAUUUGGCCCUUGUCAAAGUCACAGGUCUUCACACCUGCCCAUUUUUUCCCCCUCCAACGCGUUGACUACAACAACCGUUCGUACUGUACUGUUCACUUAAAUGGUAAAUGGUUGGCAUUUAUAUAGCGCCUUUAUCCAAAGCGCUGUACAAUUGAUGCUUCUCAUUCACCCAUUCAUACACACACUCGCACACCGACGGCAAUUGGCUGCCAUGCAAGGCACCGGCCAGCUCGUCAGGAGCAUUUUGGGGGUUAGGUGUCUUGCUCAGGGACACUUCGACACAGCCCGGGCGGGGGAUCGAACCGGCAACCCUCCAACUGCCAGACAACUGCUCUUACUGCCUGAGCUAUGUCACCCAAAAUGUUACCAUCUAAUAUAUCCCAAACCUUGACAUGCACCACUGUUACGAGUUGAUCAACGUUAUUUGCUUCAUCAGUGAGUGGUCAUAAUGUUUCGGCUCAUUGGUGUAUGUAUACAUUUUUUUCAAAUUUUGUUUUAUAUAGGUCUGUCAGUUCUGGAGUUACCUCAUUUUAAGUUAAAGUUGUCUACUUGUCUAUUGUGGGUCUACUGCACAGUAUAGGAAUGUCCUAUAAUCAAUAAUGUUUACCUUGAUGCAUAAGUCCCUGUUGACUUAACCCUCGCUACUUAUUUGAAAUGUAUGUUGUCUGCAUUCUCUACCUCGUCAAGGUGGCACAGUAAAUCUGCAUAUGAAUGAUUGAGUUAAUCAGGCACCAUUGUUUUCUGUCAAUGAUCACUGACAGCCCCACACAGACACAUACACUGCUUGUCUUUUCCUAUCUGGUGAGAGAUAAAAUUUCAUUUCUCAUGGCACCGCUGAGUCUCCUGGUCGUCUCUUUGAGAAAACGCUUGGGCAGAACCCUUGAUAAAUUUGCACAGAAAUACUGUAAAAAAAAUAAUGCCAUUAUUGACGUUUAUUUUCCAAGAUAUGUAAAGUAGUGUGCUUAGUAAUAAUUCAAUGGAAUCAACCAAAUACUGAUUUGAAAUGUAUGUUGUCUGUAUAAUAAAUCCAGUGAUGUUGGGA
Messenger RNA from Conger conger (European conger), 3808 nucleotides. It is a transcript of the gene adprm, whose product is annotated as ADP-ribose/CDP-alcohol diphosphatase, manganese-dependent. NCBI's taxonomy places the organism in Eukaryota, Metazoa, Chordata, Actinopteri, Anguilliformes, Congridae. The transcript is spliced from 4 exons. The coding region runs from base 37 to 1146 and encodes 369 amino acids. Gene Ontology annotation, molecular function: ADP-ribose diphosphatase activity; manganese ion binding; CDP-glycerol diphosphatase activity. The record is from RefSeq and is a predicted model, not a curated record.